Messenger RNA from Malassezia pachydermatis, 1275 nucleotides. RefSeq names its product amidase signature enzyme. Gene Ontology annotation, molecular function: glutaminyl-tRNA synthase (glutamine-hydrolyzing) activity. Gene Ontology annotation, biological process: glutaminyl-tRNAGln biosynthesis via transamidation; mitochondrial translation. The transcript is spliced from 3 exons. The record is from RefSeq and is a predicted model, not a curated record. NCBI's taxonomy places the organism in Eukaryota, Fungi, Basidiomycota, Malasseziomycetes, Malasseziales, Malasseziaceae. The coding region runs from base 1 to 1275 and encodes 424 amino acids. Gene Ontology annotation, cellular component: mitochondrion; glutamyl-tRNA(Gln) amidotransferase complex.
AUGGAGGAUUACAUUUCCCCAUUCGACGCCACAGUGGUCACAGCGCUGACCAAAGCGGGCGCCCACAUCACAUCGCGGAACAACUGCGAUGAGUUUGCGAUGGGCGGCCUAAACAAGCACAGCAUCUUUGGCCCUGUCGCCAAUCCGGCGGUUUAUGAGGACGUGCACGAGCCUGACAUGACCGCCCAGCCGCCUCGCUCGCCUGGUGGCAGCUCCGGCGGUGCCGCGGCGGCAGUGCGGGCGAAUUUAUGCCGAGUCGCCAUUGGGACAGAUACAGGAGGAUCAGUGCGUCUUCCUGCGGCGUUUUGCGGUGUGUACGGCCUAAAGCCCUCGUACGGCAUGCUGAGUCGCUGGGGCGUCGUAUCCUACGCGGACUCCUUAGACACGGUGGGCAUUCUGGCUAGGAACGUAGCCGAUGUGCAAACCGUGUACGAUGUGCUGGCUCAACCGGAUGCGCAUGACUCUACGUGCGUCGAGGCAAAGGUGCGUGCUACGCUUCGUGAAAACGUCGCGCAGCGCAUAGCAUCGCUGGACGUGCCCUUACAGGGACUGCGGAUUGGCAUUGUCGCUGAAGCGUUCCCUGCUGAGAUGGAGCACCAACAUGCCCAAGCUGCAGACGAUGUAUUGGAAGCACUACGUACACUAGGCGCGACUCUGGUCCCGCUACGUGCGCCCACACGUACGCAAGCGCCGAGCGCGUACUACGUGCUUGCCUUGGCCGAAGCGAGCUCCAACUUGGGCCGCUUUGACGGCAUUCGGUACGGCGCGCAUCCCUCGGCGGAAACAGGUGCGUCGUUUUACGCGGACAUUGCGGCGAAUCGCACGUACGGCUUUGGCGAAGAAGUCGCCAAGCGGAUCUUGCUCGGCACGUAUGCCCUCACAGCUGAAGCGCGACAGCGGCAUUUGCACGCAGCGCUGCGCAUCCGCGAGGCAUUGGCUCAGGAAACACGACGCAUAUUUGCCUUGCCUGACUUGCGUGUCGCCUCGUACGAGGUAGAUCCACAAGGUGUGGACAUGCUAGUGUACCCCACCUCGCUAGCGCCUGCGCCAAGGUUGGACGAAGCGACGUCGCAUGAGUAUGCGCAGGAUACCCUCACCGUGGAAGCCAAUCUGACGGGCUUGCCUGCUUUCUCGGUGCCUGUUCAGCACAGAGUGCACAAGGACAAUGUGGCGCUACCGAUUGGCCUGACGUUUCAAACGCAGUGGGGCUACGAUGCGCUCCUUUUCUAUGUCGUGCAACAGCUACAGCAGCACACGAAUGCGUGGCUCGACUAA